Molecule: messenger RNA, 384 nt
Organism: Macrosiphum euphorbiae (potato aphid)
Lineage: Eukaryota; Metazoa; Arthropoda; Insecta; Hemiptera; Aphididae
Source: the annotation of a GenBank genome assembly
AUGUCAAAUGUUCGAGAAAAAUUGGAUGGUAGCUUUUCAGAGACUUUACCUCCAAUCAAUCCUCCUGCUUCUUCAACUCAAAAUAAAAGUGUGAUUAGAGAAAGACAAAAAGAAAACACGGUGUCUAACAUUGACAAAGUUCUUGAGCAUUUAAAUAAAAAACAAAAAGUCACCACUAAAAUGAAUCAAAUUGAUGAAAAUGAAAAUUACCAUGGCUCCCGCUCAACUAACCAGCACAUUAUCCAUCAUGAGGACCGCGAUUACCCUGCUACAACUGACCAGCACGUGGUUUACCCAACUCAAACUCAAAACACUGAUGCUAUUAAUUUAUCAGUUGAAAAUUGUGCACAAACUUACACAAAUCUUGGUCGUUAUUCUUGGUAA